AUGGACGUGUUGACGCUUUAUAAUAUUUUAGAAGACGAAGCUGACGAAGAACUGUUGCUACUUGCAAAUUAUUUCAGGGAUGAAGAGGACGAAAUGUUUACUGAACGGAGUAGAGAAGGAUGUUAUAAUAUUUUAGUUGAAAGACGCCUUAUCGAUAACGAAUACAGAUUUCGUGCAUAUUUUAGGGUAUCAUUUGAACUAUUCAAUUAUAUAUUAGAUUAUAUUAAAGACGAUAUAAGAAGACAUCCAAGCAACAGAGUUAAAAGACCAAUAUCACCGGAGGAAAAACUCGCUCUCACUCUAAGAUUCUUAGCAACCGGAGAGAGUUACAGAUCUCUUUCAUUUCAGUUCAGAAUAUCGCACAGCUGGAUAAGUACUAUUAUAAAGGAAGUACUUGAAGCUAUUUGUAACCGAUUGAAAAACAUAACAAUGCCAGAACCUACCGAACAUAGCUUAAAAAAAAUAUCCAAUGAUUUCUAUGAAAUGUGGAAUUUUCCGAAUUGCUGCGGCGCUAUUGACGGGAAACACAUAAGGAUAGUUUGACCUGAUAGCUCUGGAUCACUGUAUUUUAAUUUUAAAUCAUUUUUUUCCGUUGUUCUAUUGGCUGUAGUUGAUGCGAAUAACAAGUUUAUAGUGGUCGACAUAGGGUCAUAUGGAAAAGAAGGAGAUGCAGGAAUUUUCCCUAAAUCAAAUUUGGGAAAAUUGAUUUCAACAGGAAAAUUUAAAUUUCCAGACCCAGAGUGCUUAACAAAUACUGAUAUAGUCGUGCCUCAUGUAUUUGUUGGUGAUGAGGCGUUUAAAUUAACGGAAACAAUGAUGAGGCCCUACCCUCGAAAUCAAUCAAAAACAGAUCAAACGAAAGCCAUUUUUAAUUAUCGUUUAA
This is a messenger RNA of Myzus persicae (green peach aphid), 883 nucleotides long. RefSeq names its product protein ANTAGONIST OF LIKE HETEROCHROMATIN PROTEIN 1-like. NCBI's taxonomy places the organism in Eukaryota, Metazoa, Arthropoda, Insecta, Hemiptera, Aphididae. The record is from RefSeq and is a predicted model, not a curated record. Bases 1 to 543 code for a protein of 180 amino acids. The transcript has 2 exons.